AUGGUCAAUCGUCGUGAGCACCUCGCCGCGACCGAGUUCGAGCCCACGUUCCCCCGAAACGCCGCUUUUUGCCCCAUCGCAUGCAGCGGAGCCGGGAAGUCGUCGCUGGUGGGGGCGCUGGCCCACCGCCAGGGGCCAGGCGUCAUCGUCGACGGACGGAUCCUCGCGAACGGAUGCCCCGCUGCCUCCAGGAUCCCCGCCAUCUCGGGGUUCGUCUACCAGGACGAGAUCUUCAUGCCCAGCCUCACUCCCAGGGAGCACCUCACUCUCAUGGUGAGUGCACCUCACUCUCGAGGCACCUCGUUUGGAACCCGGAAGGAAGGACGACAGGAAGUAGACGCCCGCCUGAAGCUAGACCGCCGGACCCCCGCCUACUCGCGACGGAGCCGUGUGGAGCAUUUGCUGCAGGACCUCGGCCUCCGCUCCUGCCAGGAGGCGCUGAUCGGGGAGCCCGGCGCCAACAAGUCCCUCAGCGGCGGAGAGAGGAAACGCCUCGCCUUCGCCACCGAGAUCCUCCGCGACCCCUCCGUCCUCUUCUGCGACGAACUCACGACCGGCCUCGACUCCUUCCACGCCUGCCGCCUCGUCGGGAUCCUCAGGGACCUGAGCGGCCGGGGGAAGACCGUCGUCUGCUCCAUCCACCAGCCGUCCAGCGACGUCUUCGCGCUCUUCGACCGGAUCAUGCUGCUUGCGGAUGGGCGGGUCGCCUUUGCGGGGCACGCCACGGAGGCCCUUCGCUUCUUCGAAAGCCAGGGAUACAGAUGCCCGAGCAGCUUCAACCCGGCGGAUUUCUACCUCCACGUGCUGAGCACGGGGGGAGACGGAGGGGGAGACAGGGGAGACGGAGGGGGAGACAGCCGGUGGCGGGACUCCAACCGACGCAUCUGCGACGCCUUCGCCGUCUCCCCCCUCGCGCUGCAGACCAUGGCGGUCGUCCAGUACUUUCACAACAUCCAUCUGUCCUAUCUCGACUCUGGGGAGGAAGUUAAAGAUCCAGCUCUCGAGGUGAAGAUAGAGAGGCCGGGGUACGCGGCCCAAGUGUGCCUGCUGCUGUGGCGGGACGCGAUGGACAUCAUCCGGAAUCCUGCCGUUCUCAAGCUCAGGCUCGUUCAGAAGCUGCUGUUGGCGGUGAUCAUCGGGUUCAUCUACAUGGGGCUGGGACGGAACCAGCGGGGGAUCCAGGACACGGAGGGCGCCAUCUUCGUGUUCCUCACGGAGAACUCGUUCCUGUGCACCUACGCGGUGCUGCAGGUGUUCCCGAGGGAGCUCCCGGUGUUCCUCCGGGAGCACCGCAACGGAGUCUGCUCCCUGCCGGCCUACUAUUCCUCCAAGGUCAUCUCGCAGAUCCCGUUGUUCGUGGUGGAGCCGUUCGUGUUCACGCUCGUCGCGUACUUCCUUGCCGGGAUGAGGGCCGGCGCUUUCCACUUUCUCAUGACUGCGGUCGGGAUCGUCCUCGUCGCCAACACGGCCGCCGCAGCAGGGUUCCUGUUCUCGGCGAGCUUCGACUCGGUGUCCAUGGUGGUGAUCGCCCUGACCCCGUUCAUGUUCACCCAGGUCGUCACCGGCGGCUUCUUCCUCUCCAUCGAGACGAUUCCUUGGUUCCUGAAUUGGACCCAGUACCUUUCCUGGUUCCGGUACAGCAACGAGGCCCUCACAACUCUUCAGUGGCACGGAGUUCAACACAUCGAGUGCGAGUACGAACCCGGGGAAGCACCGUGCCUCAGCAACGGGACUCAAGUACUGGAAAAGUACUCGUUCAGCGCAUGCAAUUUCACCCUGGACUACGCCAUGCUUCUCUUCCUCUUCCUCCUCUUCCACCUCCUCGCAUUCUUCAUGCUCUGGUCCCGCGUGCGCCGCAAGUGA
Darwinula stevensoni is the source of this 1863-nucleotide messenger RNA. The record is from the annotation of a GenBank genome assembly. Lineage: Eukaryota; Metazoa; Arthropoda; Ostracoda; Podocopida; Darwinulidae.